This is a messenger RNA of Gongylonema pulchrum, 300 nucleotides long. Lineage: Eukaryota; Metazoa; Nematoda; Chromadorea; Rhabditida; Gongylonematidae. The record is from the annotation of a GenBank genome assembly.
UGAGCAAGAUAUGGCCAUCGCCGAGAUGACGGACUCGCCGGUUUUUCGUGCCAAGUUUAUCAAUGCAGUAGUGGACGUGCCCAUUUCAAUGUUGCUGCGACCCGGACCAUUGGGAUUGUUUGUCUGUGAAAAGCCACCAACUGUGCGGCUCAUCGGGCUUUCGGCAUCAUUUUCAUUUAUUGUGGACUUGUCGACUUUCAAUCUUGCUGAAAUUCUUGAUGACGGUUUAGGUUGGAAUUUGCCUCUGAUCUUUACUUUCAUUUUUCACCACUUCGAUUAUAAACUUAAAGGAGACUGAAU